Molecule: messenger RNA, 1359 nt
Organism: Otolemur garnettii (small-eared galago)
Lineage: Eukaryota; Metazoa; Chordata; Mammalia; Primates; Galagidae
Gene: LDHAL6B
Product: lactate dehydrogenase A like 6B
Exons: 1
Coding region: 25-1152 (375 amino acids)
Biological process (GO): carboxylic acid metabolic process
Cellular component (GO): cytoplasm
Molecular function (GO): L-lactate dehydrogenase (NAD+) activity
Source: RefSeq, a predicted model, not a curated record
UCUUCUUCGAUUUAUUAAGUGACCAUGAGCUGGGCUUUGGCACUUCUGCGGGCCAACUGGAGAGUGAGCUGGGUGGGACUGAACUUCCCAAGCCCAGGGCUAGCCCUGAGGCGCCGCACCCCAUUCAGGGGCCCUUGGCUCCCCAGGGCCAGGAUGGCGACUGUGGAGAGCAAACUGCUGAAGAAUUUCGCUUCAGAGAAGCCGGUUACCCACAACAAGGUCUCCAUUGUAGGAACUGGGUCGGUGGGUGUGGCCUGUGCUAUCAGCAUCUUACUAAAAGGCUUGAGCGAUGAACUCGCCCUUGUAGAUAUAAAUGAAGAGAAACUGAAGGGUGAGACGAUGGAUCUUCAGCAUGGCAGCUGCUUCAUGAAAAUGCCAAAUAUUACUUGCAGCAAAGAUUACCUUAUCACGGCUAAUUCCAACGUAGUGAUUAUCACAGCAGGUGCACGCCAAGAAAAGGGAGAAACGCGCCUUAAUUUAGUCCAGAGAAAUGUGGCCAUCUUCAAAUUAAUGAUUUCCAGUAUUAUACAGCACAGCCCUCGCUGCAAACUGAUUGUUGUUUCCAACCCAGUGGAUGUCUUAACUUAUGUAGCCUGGAAGUUGAGUUCUUUUCCAGAAAACCGUGUUAUAGGAAGUGGCUGUAAUCUGGAUACUGCUCGUUUUCGUUUUCUCAUUGGGCAGAAGCUUGGCAUCCAUUCUGAAAGCUGUAAUGGAUGGGUCCUGGGAGAGCAUGGAGACUCAAGUGUUCCUGUGUGGAGUGGAGUGAACAUUGCUGGUGUCCCUUUAAAGACUCUGAACUCUGAUAUAGGAACUGAUAAAGAUCCUGAGCAAUGGGAAAAUAUCCACAAAGAAGUGAUUGCCAGUGCCUAUGAGAUUAUUAAAAUGAAAGGUUACACUAAUUGGGGGAUUGGCGUGUCUGUAGCUGAUUUAACAGAAAGUAUUUUGAAGAAUCUGAAGAGAACACAUCCAGUUUCUACCAUAAUUAAGGGCCUCUAUGGAAUAGAUGAAGAAGUAUUCCUCAGUGUUCCUUGUGUCCUGGGAGCAAAUGGUAUUGCAGACCUUAUAAAGAUAAAGCUGACGUCUGAAGAGGAGGCCCGUCUAAAGAAGAGUGCAACAACACUUUGGGAAAUUCAGAAGGACCUUAAGCUUUAAACUAUCAUUCUGAAAUUAUUGAAGAAAUAGUACAUACAGGAUCGUAUAUGUUAAACUUUUGAAUAAACUUGAAUCCCUAAAAGAUAGAAACAGGAAAGUAAGUAGAAUGACUUCCCUAUUUAGCAUUCAGAUGCUUGAUGAUGCUUAUCUUUUUACAGUUCCAAAGUGAUGUGUGAAGAGGCUGUUUUGGGUGCCCAUGAUGUGCCC